Molecule: messenger RNA, 1161 nt
Organism: Penicillium brevicompactum
Lineage: Eukaryota; Fungi; Ascomycota; Eurotiomycetes; Eurotiales; Aspergillaceae
Gene: lap1
Product: putative aminopeptidase
Exons: 2
Coding region: 1-1161 (386 amino acids)
Biological process (GO): proteolysis
Molecular function (GO): metalloexopeptidase activity
Source: RefSeq, a predicted model, not a curated record
AUGAAGUUCUUCUCUCCUUUGGCCCUAGGUGCCACCGCAACUGCCUUGGUCCUCGUGAACCCCGAACAACAGCCGCUGGCCCCCUCAAUCGUACAGAACCCCCAGUCCAAGUCUCUGAUCGAACUGGCCCCAUACCAGACUCGAUGGGUGACAGAAGAAGAAAAAUGGUCUCUCAAGCUGGACGGCAUGAACUUCAUCGAUGUGACCGAAGAAUACCAAUCAGGCUCCUACGGCGCCCUACACGCAACCCGAGUCGUGAAGUACCCCACUGAGAUGUCACACGCCUCCGAGAUCCUGCCCUUGGCCAAGACCCUGGACAAGAAGAAUAUGAGAAGCAACCUCGAGCACUUCACCUCCUUCCACACCCGAUACUACAAGUCAUCAACGGGCAUCGAGUCCGCAACCUGGCUCUUCGACCAAGUCACCGCCGCAAUCCACGAAUCCGGCGCCAGCGACCACGGCGCGACCGUCGAGCGCUUCGCCCACCCCUGGGGCCAAUUCAGCAUCAUCGCCCGCAUCCCCGGUGACACCAACAACACCGUCGUGCUAGGCUCCCACCAAGAUAGCAUCAACCUGUUCCUGCCUUCUAUCCUGGCUGCCCCGGGCGCCGAUGACGACGGCAGCGGCACAGUCACCAUCCUCGAAGCUCUCCGUGCCCUGCUGCGGUCGGAGACCAUUGCCCACGGCAAGGCCCGCAACACCAUUGAGUUCCACUGGUACUCUGCCGAAGAGGGUGGUCUGCUCGGUUCCCAGGCCGUUUACUCGAAAUACAAGAAAGAAUCCCGCAAUGUCAAGGCCAUGCUCCAGCAGGAUAUGACCGGAUACGUGCAGGGUACCCUGGAUGCGGGCGAGAAGGAAUCUGUCGGUGUUAUUAUCGACUUUGUCGAUCAGGGCUUGACUACCUUCAUCAAGGAGGUCAUUACCAGCUACUGUGAUGUGCCUUAUGUUGAGACUAAGUGCGGAUAUGCCUGCUCUGACCAUGCCUCCGCCAGUCGAUAUGGGUACCCCUCUGCGUUUGUCAUCGAGUCCCAGUUCGAGAACUCCGAUAAGAAGAUCCAUACCACGGAAGACAAGAUCGAGUACUUGAGCUUCGACCACAUGCUGCAGCAUGCGAAGAUGAGUCUGGCAUUUGCCUACGAGCUUGCUUUUGCUCCCUUCUAA